CGCGAUUUCCCCCUAACUACCCGUGUACAUUAGCUUCGUUCCUGAACAUAACUUUGUACAUAUGAAAAUUUGAAUUCUUUAUACUCAACAUACUACCUAAAGUGCUGUUUAAUGCUUCAAUUCUCUCUGCCAUGCUGCCUCAAUAUCCAUUGAUGUGUCCUUGCGCCAAAAAUCUCAUAUAGGACUAACAUAACCAAUCUACGCCGUCUUCCGCCUUGUCCGACCGUACGUAACCCAACCGACUAUACUAUCAAGGAUGCACUUCCUCACCACCUUGGCCGCCUAUGCGGCGCCCAUAUUCUUAAUAUUGUCUCCGAUCUUGUCAUACGCAGACCAAGCAAUUUCUAUGCAUAGGGCCAAGUCCAGCGCCGGCUUUUCGCUUGACAUCCCUCUAAUUAUGCUUGUCGCGUCGAUAAUGAGGGUCUUCUACUACCCCGGCGCGAGAUUUGAUACGGCAUUGCUGAUUCAAUCAUUCUGCAACAUUUUUAUCCAACUCAUUCUCCUAAAGAUUGCCCUCGAUCACCGACCGCCCCCAUCAUCGAAAGGAGGGGAUGCUGCUAUUCCUUUUGCGGGCGCACAAGAUGGACUCGGAGGUUUCCAACGACCGUAUAAUUUCUGGCAGUGGCGCUCACCAAAGCCGUAUUGGCAAUUUUUGUUGACAUUAUUCAUUGGUUUGACUAUGCUUGAGCUGUUACUUGCGCCCUUCAAUUCAAUCUACCCAAGGUAUUCAGCUCUAAUAGGUUAUGUUGGGCUAUCAGUCGAAGCAACUUUGCCUCUUCCACAGCUCCUCGCUAAUGCGCGCUCACGAUCCUGCAAAGGAUUUCGCUUCUCCGUAAUAGCAAGUUGGUUAGUGGGUGAUGCUAUGAAGAUGUUUUGGUUUUUCACGAGUACUACCGAAAUCCCAUGGGCGUUUAAGCUAUGUGGUAUCUUUCAGGCCGUUUGCGACUCGAUUAUUGGAAUCCAAUACUGGAUGUAUGGCAGCCAACAACCUGUUAUAAAAACGCAACAGGGGUGGACAUAUUCAGGCGUUAAGCCGCAUCUGAGUCCACAGUACAAUUCUGGACGGCAAACACCAACUGGAAGAAGGACACCAUUAGGAGAAAAGACAAUUUGAAUGAGUAAUGCUAAUAAUAAUAAUUAUGCAAACCUGAUCAGUCUGGAUAAUACUUAAUUGCUCAUAUAUGAACGUUUGCCUUACUUAGUAAUAGUUUCAAGAAAGACGAAGAUGCAC
Hypoxylon trugodes is the source of this 1231-nucleotide messenger RNA. RefSeq lists its product as uncharacterized. Gene Ontology annotation, biological process: retrograde transport, endosome to Golgi; phospholipid translocation. Gene Ontology annotation, cellular component: trans-Golgi network; endosome. The record is from RefSeq and is a predicted model, not a curated record. The coding region runs from base 257 to 1114 and encodes 285 amino acids. Lineage: Eukaryota; Fungi; Ascomycota; Sordariomycetes; Xylariales; Hypoxylaceae. The transcript is spliced from 3 exons.